Messenger RNA from Lemur catta (Ring-tailed lemur), 1346 nucleotides. RefSeq names its product F-box protein 22 (gene FBXO22). Gene Ontology annotation, biological process: regulation of skeletal muscle fiber development; positive regulation of proteasomal ubiquitin-dependent protein catabolic process; protein polyubiquitination. NCBI's taxonomy places the organism in Eukaryota, Metazoa, Chordata, Mammalia, Primates, Lemuridae. The record is from RefSeq and is a predicted model, not a curated record. The transcript is spliced from 7 exons. The coding region runs from base 110 to 1324 and encodes 404 amino acids. Gene Ontology annotation, molecular function: protein binding.
GGAAGUGGCCCACGCGCCUGCUCAGUGCACCCGGGCCCGGCAGUCCCGUGCCGGCGGAGCGCGGUCCCUCCAGGCCGCCGUACCGCCUGCUCCGGCGGGUUGGUGAGGAAUGGAGCCGGUGUGCGGCGGCGGAGACCGCUGCGGCUCCUCCUCCGCAGACCCACGGGGCACCUUCGUGUUGAGUAACCUAGCGGAGGUGGUGGAGCGUGUGCUCGCCUUCCUGCCCGCCAAGGCGCUGCUGCGAGCGGCCGGCGUGUGCCGCUUAUGGAGGGAGUGUGUGCGCAGAGUGUUGCGGACCCAUCGGAGUGUGACCUGGAUCUCCGCAGGCCUGGCUGAGGCCGGCCACUUUCAGGGGCAUUGCUUGGUUCGUGUGGUCGCAGAGGAGCUUGAGAAUGUUCAUAUCUUACCACACACAGUUCUCUACAUGGCUGAUUCGGAAACGUUCAUUAGUCUGGAAGAGUGCCGUGGCCAUAAGAGAGCCAGGAGAAGAACUAGUAUGGAAACAGCAUUUGCCCUUGAAAAGCUAUUCCCGAAACAAUGCCAAGUCCUUGGGAUUGUGACCCCAGGAAUUAUAGUGACUCCAAUGGGAUCAGGUAGCAGUCGACCUCAGGAAAUAGAAAUUGGAGAAUCUGGUUUUGCUCUGUUAUUCCCUCAAAUUGAAGGAAUAAAAAUACAGCCUUUUCAUUUUAUUAAGGAUCCGAAGAACUUAACAUUAGAAAGACAUCAACUCACUGAAGUAGGUCUUUUAGAUAACCCUGAACUUCGUGUGGUCCUUGUCUUUGGCUACAAUUGCUGUAAGGUGGGAGCCAGUAAUUACCUGCAUCGAGUAGUCAGCACUUUUAGUGAUAUGAAUAUCAUCUUGGCUGGGGGCCAGGUGGACAACCUGUCAUCACUGACUUCUGAAAAGAAUCCUCUGGAUAUUGAUGCCACUGGUGUGGUUGGACUGUCAUUUAGUGGACACCGAAUCCAGAGUGCCACUGUGCUCCUCAACGAGGAUGUCAACGAUGAGAAGACUGCUGAGGCUGCGAUGCAGCGUCUCAAAGCGGCCAACAUUCCAGAACAGAACACCAUUGGCUUCAUGUUUGCAUGUGUGGGCAGGGGCUUUCAGCAUUACAGAGCCAAGAGGAAUGUUGAGGCUGAUGCAUUUAGAAAGUUUUUUCCUAGCGUCCCCUUAUUUGGCUUCUUUGGAAAUGGAGAGAUUGGAUGUGAUCGGAUAGUCACUGGGAACUUUAUAUUGAGGAAAUGUAACGAGGUAAAGGAUGACGAUCUGUUUCAUAGCUACACAACCAUAAUGGCACUCAUUCAUCUGGGGUCAUCUAAAUAAAGCCAUCUUUAAAGUGGCUUUC